Molecule: messenger RNA, 4161 nt
Organism: Momordica charantia (bitter melon)
Lineage: Eukaryota; Viridiplantae; Streptophyta; Magnoliopsida; Cucurbitales; Cucurbitaceae
Source: RefSeq, a predicted model, not a curated record
GAGUCCGGCUGUGGAUACUGAAGUUCGUAAUACACCGUAAUGCUAGAUGGGGAUUAUCAAGCCCUUGCCAGAGUCCGUUCGUAGUUCUGUGCGUACUGGCAUUAUUCUCCUUGAUGUUACAAGGGUUGUUGAAGAGCUUGUUUACAAUAGCUUGGAUGCUGGUGCAUCGAAGAUUUCAAUUUCCAUUGGCACUGGCACAUCCUAUGUCAAAGUAGCGGAUGAUGGAUCUGGUAUUACUCGGGAUGGGUUGGUCUUGCUAGGAGAAAGAUAUGGCAGAACAUUUGGCUUUCGAGGAGAGUCAUUGGCUUCCAUUUCAGAUGUAUCCUUGGUAGAGAUUAUAACCAAAACAUGUGGGAGGGCAAAUGGAUAUCGUAAAGUCAUGAAGGGUUGCAAGUGCUUGUAUCUUGGAGUUGAUGAUGAUAUGGAAGAUGUUGGUACUACAGUUAUUGUUCGAGAUUUGUUUUACAACCAACCAGUUCGAAGGAAACAAAUGCAAUCCAGCCCCAAGAAGGUCUUGCAGGCAGUAAAGAAAUGUGUAGUUCGUAUUGCCCUUGUACAUUCUAAAGUUUCCUUCAAACUUGUAGAUUGUGAAAGUGAGAGCAACGUUCUUUGCACAUAUCCCUCGUCCUCUCCUUUGUCACUUUUGAGAAGUGGCUUUGGUAGUGAGGUCUCGAGGUCUCUCCAUGAAGUGAAAAUUGGUGAUGGGGACUUAAAACUUUCUGGCUAUAUAUGCAGUCCGUUUGACAGUUUUACUAUUAAGGCUGUUCAAUAUUUCUAUAUUAACAGGCGAUUUAUUUGCAAGGGCCAAAUUCAUAAAUUACUUAAUCAACUGGCCAAUAGAUUUAUAAGGCUGGAUCCGCAGACUGACCAUGUCUUUCACAGCAGGAAGAGAAGCAGGCCUGACGCAAAUCCUGCCUAUAUUUUAAAUUUAGAUUGCCCUGGAUCUUUCUAUGACCUAAUAUUUGAAUCAUCCAAGACCUUUGUUCAGUUCAAGGACUGGACUCCGAUACUUACCUUCAUUGAAGAGGCCAUUCAACGGUUUUGGAAGGAUGAAUAUAAUUGUGGAAAAUAUUUGGUCCAUACAUCCCCCAUAGUUAGAGAAGAUCGGUUGUGGAAGGAUGAAGAUAACAUGAUAUUGAAAAAAUCAGAUUCUCCUGAGGAUGUCAUACUUUUUCCCCCCGAGAAUGUUGAACCUGUGAAGAAGAGCAAAAUGCAGAGGCAUCAGGCUUCCGUUAUUGAUUUGUUUUCACCAUCUGCAAUGUUUAUAAAAGAAGAUCACCUCUUGUCCCAUAGGUUGCAUGACAAAAAGGCACGUGAAUUGAAUGUUGAUGUCCAACAAACAAGGAUGGAAUUUAGUUAUCAGGCUGACCCUUUCUUAAAAUCAUGGGAUAUUCCCUUGGCGAAGUGCACAACUGCAGCUGUCCAAAAGAAUGACCGGAAUCCAUGGGUACCUGAUAGCUAUUGUGUAUCUGAAGUCUCCCUUUUAGAUAGAAGGUUGACUUCUCCCAAAAUUUUUGAUGACAAUGUUGAGGACAAUAUCUUCAGUCCAGAAUGGAAUGGUCAAUCAUCUAAAGUGCAUAAUACGAUCAAUGGGACUGAUGGAAGUAUUCCAUCUUCUAACUUUCAUGAAUUUAGGUAUGAUGACAAUGACUUCACUGAUACCAAACCCUUCCCGAGGGGAUGCCUCUCAGGAAGCAGUUUUCGACUGGAGAGGACUUUGAUUCCUGGUGACAAACUGAAUAUUCACAAUAAUGUUGUCAGAAGAACCCAAAUGCAGGGAAUCCCUGAUGACGAAGUUGAUGUUCUAAAGCUUGACAGUUACAUCCAGGGUUCUGAUUUUUGUGCAGGAACCUCAUUGCAGGCUGAGUUAGCUGAAGAAAAUAUACACGCAUCGCAUUUCAACAAGCGUGUGCAGAAGUUUUUCCCAAUUUAUCAGACCAGAAAUUCCCCAAAUUCUCAUGUGACCUCCAGUCCCAUAUUAGCCACAGAAUGGGAUGUUGAUUGCUUCAUUGUUAAGGAUGCAGUUGAAAGGAGCUGGAGAUCUAGAGAUAGGACACCCUUCAGGGAUUUGGCAGAUGGUGAGGAAAGAGGCUGGGAAUUUGAUGAUGAUAUUAUGUUGAAAGGUUCCAACAAAAAAAAUGACUUCUCAAGUUGUAUUGAUAGUACACUGACAAUUGAUGAUGUUUUUGAUACAGGACUAGGCCUUAGUAAAUUUCUUGAAAAACCAAGUUAUUUUAAACAUUCUUCUCCUGUGAGUCCAGAUAUGCACUCUUGUCAAAAAGAUGUUUUUAAUUGGAGAUUAUUUGGAAAAGUUUGUGAAAAAGCUUAUGAAAGCCCCGAGCUUGAGUUUGGACAUCAAGCUUUCAAACAGAAUUAUCUUUCUAUUGAAAGGCCAAAAAGAUGCAAAUCAGCUCCACCUUUCUACAAAAGAAAGACUAGUUUCUAUUGCCUGGACCAAAGAAAGGCAGAAAAGCUUAACGCCACUAGUUUGGAUUGCCUGAACCAAAGAAAGACAGAAAAGUUCAAUGCCACUAAUUCCUAUUGCAUGGACCAAGGGAAAGUAGAAAAGCUCAAGGCAUCGGUCUUCCUUGACACCCCCCCUCAUUUAGAACUAGAUGAGCCGAGAGAUUCCAAACGUUUCUUUGGUACAAGUAAUCUGAUUGUUAAGCCAUGUCCUGUUAAUGACUUAUUGAUAGGAACCAGAACGGAUACGAAAAGGAUUCAUGAUUUUAAGGAAAAUAAUAAUGAGAACCAAGGAGGAGAAAUUUCCAAGCAGUCCCAAUCCCUCGAUGAUAAAGUUACCACAUCUGCUAUAGAAUUAUGCUCAAAGGAAACUCAAGAGUCGUCAGAUUUAUGGAUCAAAUGGCAACAUUGCUGUCCAGUUGCAAGAAAUUAUGAGUCACAUGCUUCAGAAGAUGAAAUUAGUAUACUUGAUAUCUCUUCAGGGUUCCUAUCUCUUGCCAGCAAUUCCUUAGUUCCCAAUUCCAUUGAUAAGAACUUCCUUGAAGAUGCCAAGGUUCUUCUACAGCUGGAUAAUAAAUUCAUACCAGUUGUUUCUGGUGGCACGCUGGCUGUUAUUGAUCAGCAUGCUGCYGAUGAAAGAAUCCGACUUGAAGAUCUUCGUCGAAAGUUGUUGUCUGGYGAAGCAAAGACUAUAGCCUAUCUGGAUGCUGAACACGAGCUGAUGCUGCCAGAKAUUGGGUAUCAGUUAUUGUAUAACUAUGCUGGCCAGGUUAAAGAGUGGGGUUGGAUCUGUAAUAUUCAUGAUCAAGACUCAAAAUCCUUCCWGAGGAAUCUGAAUAUUCUACACAAGCAGGAAACAGUCAUCACGCUAAUGGCAGUACCUUGCAUACUAGGUGUUAAUUUGUCUGAUGUGGAUCUCUUGGAAUUUCUUCAUCAGCUUGCUGAUACAGAUGGCUCAUCGACAAUGCCGCCAUCCGUGCUCCGAGUCCUAAAUUCAAAGGCCUGUAGAGGUGCAAUUAUGUUUGGAGACUCUUUGUUACCUUCAGAAUGUUCCCUCAUUGUUGAAGAACUAAAGCAGACUUCUGUGUUUCCAAGUGAGUGAAUAAUCUUUCAAGCCUCUUUUUGAAGUUUUGACAAGAUUCUCUAUAUUUUCGUUAGUUUUUCUUUUGGGGGUAGGAAGAGGAGGAAGUGACUAGUAAUUGAAAAGUAUGAGAUGUUAAACGUGCAGUGUACCCAUGCACGACCCACGACAGUACCUCUUGUGAACUUGGAGGCCUUGCACAAGCAGUUAAGGGAGCUGGAAGUAUCAAACAAAAAUGGUUCAAAUGGAACAUGGCAUGGGCUGCAGCAACACGAGCUGAGCCUUGAACGGACAUUGCAGCRCUUAAGUUCAGCCGAAGGUUUAUAGUGCUGCUGGGAAUUGGUGAAGGAGAUGGCCAUGCCAGUCUGAGGAAGAGGAUGGAUUGUACAGCUUUAUUAGAUCAUGUAUAGAACUAAGUUGGAUGAUGAUUUGUGAAGAAGAGUAUGGGCACGAGGCUGUUGAUGGUUUUUCAAAAUCUUAGAGUUUUGGUUGUAAUUCUGCCAAUARAGCUUCUCUACCCUCCACCUAAAUAAAUACUUCUGCAUUAUGGGUGUGGUGGAUAAAUAAAGCAAAUUCUUUUAUGUUAUUUGUUGAAAGAAAUACAGGACUUAUCGGAU